CCUAAGCAGCCAAUUGAUUUCUCUUUUUCAAAGACAUGGAGGUGAAAGAAGGCUGCCGGAACAAUCAAGGGCCACCACCGUCCCCCCACUUGCUAUGCUUGGACGGAGAGAAGAUGGCCCUCUUCUCAAUCACCCAGAUCGGAGGUGAGAAAGAUGUCAAAACUACGCCUCCGGAGCUGCGGGGAAAAAAAGUUAUAACUUCCUGUCAUGGUUGGUUAAUCCUACGUGAUGUUGAUGUUGACGUUGAUGAAAAGGAAGAGUAUAAUGCUGAUGUUGAUGAAGAGGAAGAGUAUUAUCACUACUCUCUUUGGAAUCCUCUCACCUUGGAGUUCAUAUGCUUACCCGCUUUCCACUUGAAGCCUGAACAAGAACUCCGGGAAUGCAUACUGACCUCGCCCCCCGGUAAUGAUGAUAGCAUGCUCUUAUUUUUUGAAAAGAAAGUUCCUUCCUUCAUAUUUUAUAGGAUUGGAGAUGAACACUGGACUCAUCAGCCUAUUACUGCAGAUUUUGAGACAGAUUAUUUGACCAAUUUUGUGGUUUGCAAUGGAACGUUGUAUUGUAGUACUGAUAAGAGGGGAAAUAUAGUAAGGAUUGAUACGAGCGCUUCAGACCGUCAUCUUUUACUGGUUUUCUUUGAUGCGUCCCGACCAGAACCUAGAGAAUUUGCUGUUUGUGACAUUCUAUACAGGGCAGAAUCAUUUGGUGAACUUUUUGAAAUUCAUGUGUUACUGGAAGGAACCCUUUGGAAUAAAGUACAUGCUCUGGAGGUUUUCAGAUUGGACUUCUCAAGUAUGGAAUGGAGAAGGGUAGAAAGUUUUGAGGACAGAGCAUUUUUCCUUGUUGGUCGGUCUUUCUUUUCUUGCCAAGCAAUUGGGUCAGGAGUCAAAGGGAACCAUGUAUAUUUCACAUUAUCUGAGGACAGAAGCCUCUACUCAUUCAACAUGGAGGACAAAACUGUUUCAGUUGCUUUGCCUUGUUCGAAUUUGUCAAUCUCUUGUGAACCCAUCUUGCUCUUACCAGAUUUGAGGAAUGACAAUAUAGAAGGCAAGAACAAUGACUUGGAUGUUGGAAGGAAGGUGAUAAAGUCUGAGAAAAGACAAGUUGUCAAGCGUCCACCACCAACUGAGGCAGAGGCAGAGGCAGAGACAGCAAUGGGAGAUUUUGGUAAGCUUCCUUUAGACAUGGUAUUUGAGAUUGGAAGGUGCCUUAUCCUAGGUGACUACAUGAACUUUCGGGCUGUGAAUAAAAUGUGUCAUUUGGCCGCCCCUUCGAUCCAAUGGAGACGUGUAGGCUUAAAGGGGUUUACGGACUAUAAUUGUCUUCCACCUUGGUUCACCUCCUUUAAAAAAGGCGAUGCUAUUUGCAAUUUUUUUAGUCCAUUUCGUGCUGAAAACUAUUUUGUUAGCAUCCCUAAUAAUGAGUUGAAAGAUGCCAAGAUGUGCUACUCAAGAGACGGUUGGUGUCUCAUGUUACGAGGACAAUCUUCCUUGUUUCUAUGGAAUCCUAUAGUAGAGGGAAUUUUUGUUCUUCCAGAUUUGCUCUGUAAAUGGGAUCAAGUAGUUGGCUGCAGUAUCUCAUCCUUUAUAGACUCUGUUGUUUUGAUCCGUGAUGAUUUCUCUAUUGACUUCAUCUUUCUAGAGGAAAGUGAAUGGUCCAGUUUUAGUAUAUCUGGCUCCUGCGAUCAUUAUUUUUGGGUUUCCAUACCAGCAUUCUAUGAAGGGGCUUUCUACUUUUUCUUUGAGGACGGAAAUCUAGCCAUCUUUAAAAUUGAAGAGGAGCCAUUUUUUCAGAUUCUCAAGCAACUUAAAUCCCCUUGUUCCUUCCAUCAAAUUUUCUUGUUACAGUGUGAUGGGAUGCUUCUGUCGGUGUUAGUGGGUUUCUUAGGAGAAUGGAUUCUGGUUUUCAAGCUGGACUUCUCUAAGAUGGCUUGGGUUGAAGUUGAAAAUCUUGGAAAAAACACACUUUUCAUUAGCCGCUUUUCCUCUUUCUCCAUGAGAGCACCAAGUCCUGAAAUGGAGAACAGAAUUUAUUUCCCAAGAUUCUAUGAGAAGGAUGGAAAUAUUAUCUACUAUUCUCUUAGUACAGGGAAGUUACACUCUCAUGGUACUGAGGAAGUCCUAGAAAACUUUUACAACACGAAGGAAAAAUUGUCUUCUAAUUGGAUUGAACCCAGUUGGAACUGGGAUGUUUACAAUGGUUCUUAAUAACAUGUAAUGUUGUGAAGAUUGAUAUGGUAGGGUUCUACUGAAUGAACUUAAUUGAUAAUAAAUUGGUCUGAAAUAUGCAACUUGCAUUACUGGUUUCUGUUUUCAUGGUCCUAUGAAAUCAUUGGAUUUUCUUGGCGUCUCUAGUUGAGUGGUUCUCCUAUUUUUUAAAUUGCAUUAGUUAGGUUAAAGGCUGUGUGUGGCUUUGUAAGACAUUUCCUUAAUAGAUUUUUAUUGUGCCC
Molecule: messenger RNA, 2446 nt
Organism: Rubroshorea leprosula
Lineage: Eukaryota; Viridiplantae; Streptophyta; Magnoliopsida; Malvales; Dipterocarpaceae
Source: the annotation of a GenBank genome assembly